Oldenlandia corymbosa var. corymbosa is the source of this 2424-nucleotide messenger RNA. The record is from the annotation of a GenBank genome assembly. NCBI's taxonomy places the organism in Eukaryota, Viridiplantae, Streptophyta, Magnoliopsida, Gentianales, Rubiaceae.
AUGGGAAGCACUGUGUUCUUCACUACAGUUACAGCCUUGAUUAUGCAUUGCUUUAUGUCAUUAGCUCUACAACAAAGCAUUGAAACCGAUAAAUACGCAUUGUUGGCAUUGAAAUCUCAUCUUUCUUUUGGCCCUGACAACAUUUUCCUGGAGAAGAAUUGGACCGCAGAAUCAUCUGUCUGCGGCUGGUAUGGCGUCGCCUGUGAUGACCCUCGCGUUAAUCGAGUUACAGGCUUAAGUAUCUCUUGUAUGGGGCUUACUGGUAGCAUUUCAUCCUCUGUGGGAAAUCUUUCUUUUCUCCAUUCUCUUGAUCUGAGUUGGAACUCUUUCCAUGGAAAUUUCCCUGAAGGGAUAGCCCUGUUGCAAAGAUUGCAGCAUCUUGAUUUAAGUAACAAUCUCUUCAGUGGGGCGAUUCCACCGUCUAUUUUUGUGUCUUUAUCGAAUCUUCAAUCCUUGCGUCUUAAGAAUAACACAUUUUCAGGGAAUGUUCCAAUGGAAGUAGCAGAUCUUCAUUCUUUGACAGUUCUUGACCUGCAGUUUAACCUGUUUAGUGGUCCUAUACCGCUCGGUAUAUUUAACUUGUCAUCAUUGGAGAUUUUAGCAUUUACAGGGAAUAAGGUUUCAGGGAAUCUUCCGAUGGAUAUCUGCUCUCAUCUUCCGAGGCUUAAUGGGUUGUACCUUUGGAAUAAUGAGUUUGAUGGCCCAAUUCCAGCUAGUUUGGGUAACUGUUCACAGUUGGAGUUUCUGAUAUUGUCAUCUAAUGCAUUUAGUGGAAUCCUGCCUGGAGAAAUCGGGAACUUAUCUUCGCUAGUCGUUCUAGAUAUUGGUGACAAUCAAUUGACUGGGUCAAUACCAUCUGAGAUUGGACAUUUACAUAGAUUGCAAUCAUUGUCACUUGGUAACAAUUGGUUAAGUGGGAUUAUUCCAGAAACAGUUGGAGGUUCACUAGAAAUUCAGGAGUUGAUUCUAAAUGACAACCGCAUAGUGGGAACAAUUCCUGAUGCAAUCUGCAACUUACGGAAUCUUUCUGUAUUACAUUUGGGAAUGAAUUCGCUUGGAGGUUAUCUACCUCCUGGAAUGGGAAACCUAAAGUUUUUGAGGACAAUUGAUUUGUCCAGGAAUAGCUUCACUGGAAAAAUUCCAGCAUCUGUUGGAACAUUACCCUACUUGGUUAACCUUUCGUUGGCGCAAAAUGAAUUCGAGGGCUCUAUUCCUGAAUUUCAGCAGAUCAUGAGUUUGGAGACAUUGGAUUUGUCUCAGAAUAAUUUGACUGGAGGAGUUCCGCAGUCCUUGGAGGCUCUUCUUUACCUAAAAUGGUUCAAUGUCUCCUAUAAUAGAUUAAGUGGGCAAAUUCCUACUGGGGGACCAUUCCGAAAUUUCACAGCUUCAUCAUUCAUGUCAAAUGCUGGCCUUUGCGGAGCUCCUCAAUUCGAAGUCCUUCCUUGCUCAAUCAAUCACUCCAAAAGAAGAGCACAUUUGAUCAUGCACCUCUUCCUAGGGAUUUUUCCAGCAAGCCUUGUAACCGCUUUCCUGGUAUUUCUGUUUAUAAGAAAUCGAAAGAAGAAAAUAGCUUCAGUCCAAAAUGUGGAAUCUCCAGAUAUUAAACAGAAACACAUUUCUUAUAGUGAGCUUCAGACAGCAACUAACAGAUUCGGUGAAGGUAACUUGCUUGCUCUUGGGAGUUAUAGCGCUAUCUACGAAUGUUGUCUCAGUGAUGGCACAUAUUCAGCAGUAAAAGUAUUCCACUUUAAGAAUGCCAGAGCCGCCCGCGAGACUUUUCUCACAGAAUGUGACUUAUUAAGCAGAAUUCGCCAUCGUAAUUUAAUUGAAUUCAUUGCAAGUUGCCCCCGUUGGGACUUGGAUAUUGGAGCAAUAGUGCUGGAGUAUAUGCCAAACGGAAGCCUUGAAAGAUGGUUAUAUUCUCACAACUAUUGUCUAGAUAUUUCGCAAAGGCUGGAUAUAAUGAUUGAUGUGGCUUCUGCCCUGGAUUACCUCCACAACAACUACUAUUUUCCAGUGGUGCACUGUGAUGUGAAGCCUGGAAAUGUCUUGCUUGAUGAAGAUAUGGUAGGACAUUUAUGUGAUUUCGGCAUUGCAAAACUCCUAAGUGUUAGAGAUGGAGUUGUGCGCACAAAAACCAUGGGAACAGUGGGAUACAUUGCGCCUGAUGAAAUUAUGCAAGUUGUGGACUGCAACCUGCUAAGACAAGAUCAUCAGAUAGCAAAUUUCGAGGCAGAAAUGCAGUGUGUGUCAACUAUUAUGGAGCUUGCAUUGCAGUGCACUGCUACAUCACCUGGUGAAAGAAUGAACAUCCAAGAUGUUGUUUCAAUACUCAAGAAGUUGAGAAGUCAGAUUAUUACACAGAAUUGUGACAGAACUCCCAAGUCCAAAAGGUCAGAAACCCUUUGUAAAUCAACAUCCUAG